This is a messenger RNA of Cylindrotheca closterium, 426 nucleotides long. The record is from the annotation of a GenBank genome assembly. Lineage: Eukaryota; Bacillariophyta; Bacillariophyceae; Bacillariales; Bacillariaceae.
AUGGUCUCUGAUAGCAACAACAGCACCACCAGCACCACCAGCAACACCAGCAACAAAAACAGGUGCAACUCGAACAACUCGAACAACAACAACUACUACUACUCAAGUACUAGCUGGUGCAACGACGAGCCCACAGUGAACUCGAAUACAGUCAACGACUCACUUGUUCAGCUUAUGCUAUACGGCGCCACAGCGGCAGCAACUACUACAAGAAGCUCAACUUCAACAGCAGGCACCACCAGCAUGCAAGAACCGCCAUUGACCGAGCUGCUCUCCAUCAAAUGUGAGUUCAAUCACCUCGAAGAUGACCUGAUUAGCAUCCUUGGAGAUGCGAUCAAAAUUGUCCAAGAAGAUGCUGAUGAUGCUGGCUUGUUCUUUCCUGGUACUACACGUACUAUUACCAAUGAUCUCUUCCUGAUGCAAUAA